Molecule: messenger RNA, 1293 nt
Organism: Zygotorulaspora mrakii
Lineage: Eukaryota; Fungi; Ascomycota; Saccharomycetes; Saccharomycetales; Saccharomycetaceae
Exons: 1
Coding region: 1-1293 (430 amino acids)
Biological process (GO): lipid metabolic process
Molecular function (GO): oxidoreductase activity
Source: RefSeq, a predicted model, not a curated record
AUGUCAAAGAUCGAGACGGCUGGUGGUAGCGCCACAAGUACGGAGACAACGGAAGCCAUGAAUAGUGGUGGAAAAUCUGCAAUUGAUAUCAAUGGAAACGUCUGCAAGGUGCCAGAUUUCACCAUUAAGGAUAUACUUGGCGCUAUUCCGGAACACUGCUAUGAAAGAAGACUUUAUGAGAGUUUAUACUAUGUCUUUAGAGACAUCACGUGCGUCGCGUCCAUCGGAGUAUUUGCCAACAAAUAUGCCUAUCCAUUCCUGUUUGACGGUAUUGCUAUCGAUACAAUGUAUACUAAGCUCGCAAAAUUCACUUUCUGGUUUGGAUAUACCUGUAUUCAGGGGUUGUUCUGCACUGGUAUUUGGGUCUUAGCGCACGAGUGUGGUCAUCAAGCAUUUUCUGAUUAUGGGGUGAUCAACGAUUUCGUGGGUUGGUUACUACAUUCGUAUUUGAUGGUGCCAUACUUUUCCUGGAAAUAUUCACAUUCAAAGCAUCAUAAGUCAACCAAUCAUCUUACAAGAGACACAGUUUUCGUACCACCAACUACCGAGCAGUUCAAAAAGAAACGUGGACUCGUGGGCGAUAUGAUAUAUAAUCACAGUGGUGAUUCGCCCAUCAGGACAUUGAUUGAACUUCUGUUGCAGCAAUUGGCCGGUUGGAUUGCAUAUAUUACUACAAACGUCACGGGACAAGACUACCCUGCUGUUGCAGCUUGGAAAUGUAAUCAUUUUUAUCCAACUUCUCCAUUAUUUGAAAAAAAAGAUGUUCUGUACAUCUUCUUGAGUGAUGUGGGUGUCUUGACACAGCUGCUCGUAUUGAAAAUUUGGUACGAUAAAUUUGGUGGCUGGUCAGUUUUCAUCAAUUGGUUCAUACCGUACCUGUGGACAAAUCAUUGGCUUGUCUUUAUCACUUAUUUGCAACAUACAGAUACGGAGGUACCACACUAUGAUGCUGAUGAAUGGACGUUCGCCAAAGGAGCGGCAGCUACAAUUGAUAGAAAAUUUGGAUUUGUUGGUCCAUUCAUGUUUCACGAUAUCAUAGAAACACAUGUUUCACAUCAUUUUUGUUCAAGAAUACCAUUUUACAAUGCGCGCGAUGCGUCGGCGGCUAUCAAAAAAGUAAUGGGAGAACAUUACAAGUCAUCAGAUGAAAAUAUGUGGAAGUCAUUGUGGAAAUCAGCGAAAUCUUGUCAAUAUGUUGAAGGAGACAACGGUGUUCUGAUGUUCAGAAAUAUCAACAAAGUUGGUAUCGAUUUUACAAAUGAUGGUAAUAAUGAUAUUAAAAAGAAUAAAUAA